Carassius carassius (crucian carp) is the source of this 1265-nucleotide messenger RNA. RefSeq names its product growth arrest and DNA damage-inducible protein GADD45 beta-like. NCBI's taxonomy places the organism in Eukaryota, Metazoa, Chordata, Actinopteri, Cypriniformes, Cyprinidae. Gene Ontology annotation, biological process: regulation of cell cycle. The record is from RefSeq and is a predicted model, not a curated record. The transcript has 4 exons. Gene Ontology annotation, cellular component: cytoplasm; nucleus. The coding region runs from base 216 to 692 and encodes 158 amino acids.
UACUCCUGCUUUAAAACCUCCGGCUCCCACAGCCUCAAGUCAAACACGAGCCGAGACAGUGACGCAGAGAGAAGCAUCUGAUCAGUGCGAGAGAGAAAACACUCGAAAUCUCUGUGGAUUACUACUGUCGUCAAAGAUCGCAAUUCACUGGAAUUAUAUAAUUUGGAGGAAAUUUCGAUUUUUGGAUUAUAAUAGGCUUUAAUUUAACGACAAACAUGACUCUGGAAGAACUUGUUGGAUGCAACAGCACUGAAAAAAAAAUGGAAACUGUGCGUGAAGCUCUCGAGGAGCUGCUUGUAGCUGCACAACGACAGAACUGCCUGACAGUAGGCGUCUACGAGUCUGCACAGCUCAUGAAUGUGGAUCCAGACAGCGUGGUCCUCUGCGUUUUGGCGACCGAUGAGGAGGACGAGAAUGAUGUUGCGCUUCAGAUCCACUUCACGCUCAUCCAGGCAUUCUGCUGCGACAUCGACAUCAACAUCGUGCGCGUCUCCGGCAUGAGGCGUUUAGCACAGGUUCUCGGGGAACCGCUCUCCACCGACAGCAACGCCAAUGAGCCAAGAGACCUCCACUGCAUACUUGUAACUAACCCACAAGCCGAACAUCUCAAGCUGAACGAAGUGGGGAGUUACUGCAAGGAAAGCCGUUGCAAGAACCAGUGGGUGCCCUCCAUUGCCCUGCAAGAGCGCUGAGGCGUUGUGCACUGAAAUGUGCUGCAGAGAACCGGAAUAUUGAUGCUGUCCUUCAACCGUCAUGAGGACAUACUCAUCAAUUCAAGGGGACUGUCUAAUAGUCCAUUAUGGAGCUUCCACCUCCAUGUUUAUGGAAUUCUAAGUGUCAGAGGAUACUAGAGACAUUCGUCCACGUUCCUCAUAGUGCAUUAUUGAUGUCGUCGCCCUUCGGAGGGACCAGAGGAGUCCCAGGGUGGUCGGUGGACUGUGUUGUACCUCUUAAGGGGUGCAGAAAGGAUGCUAUGGGGAUCUGGAUGGUGGCAUAUGGAAGCACAUUGCUUUCACUCCACGUGGUGGGAGAAUGAAUAACACAUGACUCAGACCUGACAAUAUUGUGAUGGGUCUACAGAGGGGAAAGAACCUCUGCCUUAAAAAGAGACUGCUAUUUAAGGACUGAAUUUGUCUUCAUUUUUAUUUAUGCCUUAACGCUGAUGUCAUUCAGAAAAAAUAUAUAUAUAUUUGGUUAUUUAUAAAUUUACAAAUGAUAACUUUUUUCUUAUGAAAUAAAAGUUAUGCUUAAUGAUUUAAAAUGAA